GUCUCCCUGCGAUCCGCGCCGCCUGCCGAGCGCGCGCGCUGCCGCCACCCCGCCCCCCUUCCGGUCCUGCGAAGCGAGAGCGCGCGCGCACCCGCCUUCCACGGCACACCCACCGGCGCACGGGAACGCGCCGAAGGACCAGCUGUUCAGGAACAUCCCAGCAGAGAGCCAGGCACAUUUGAGACUUGGAUCUGGAGAGAGGCCUCUACAGACUCUUCGCAGCAAUGUCGGUGCUGGAAGAAAGCCGGCCAUUUGCUCAACAGUUGUCCAAUGUCUACUUUACAAUACUUUCACUUUUCUGUUUUAAACUUUUUGUGAAAAUCAGCCUUGCCAUCCUCAGUCACUUCUAUAUCGUGAAAGGCAACCGCAAGGAAGCGGCAAGGAUAGCAGCUGAAUUUUAUGGAGUAACCCAAGGACAAGGUUCCUGGGCAGAUCGAUCACCACUGCAUGAAGCAGCAAGUCAAGGACGCCUUCUUGCUCUAAGAACACUAUUGUCACAGGGUUAUAACGUACAUGCAGUAACCAUAGACCAUGUCACCCCACUGCAUGAAGCCUGCCUUGGAGGUCACGUGGCAUGUGCCAGAACUCUUCUGGAAGCAGGAGCUAAUGUAAAUGCCCUCACGAUAGAUGGUGUGACUCCAUUAUUCAACGCGUGUUCACAAGGCAGUGCAAGCUGUACAGAACUUCUCUUGGAAUAUGGUGCCAAAGCCCAGCUGGAGUCAUGUCUUCCAUCACCCACACAUGAGGCUGCCAGUAAAGGUCACCACGAAUGUCUUGACAUCCUGAUUUCUUGGGACAUAGAUGUUGACCAAGACAUUCCUCAUUUGGGAACUCCUCUCUACGUGGCUUGUAUGUCACAACAAUUCCAUUGCGUCUGGAAGCUUCUUUAUGCUGGUGCUGAUGUACAGAAAGGCAAAUACUGGGAUACUCCACUACAUGCGGCUGCUCAACAAUCCAGCACGGAAAUAUUAAACUUACUGUUAGAAUUUGGAGCGGACAUCAAUGCCAAAAAUACAGAGUUUAUGCGACCUAUAGACAUGGCCACAUCCAGUAGUGGGGUGGAAAGAAUACUGCUUCAACAUGAAGCUACCCCGAGCUCUCUCUGCCAACUUUGCCGACUCUGUAUCCGAAACUACAUAGGAAGACCAAGAUUGCACCUUAUCCCACAGCUCCAGCUGCCAACAUUACUGAAGAAUUUCUUACAGUAUCGAUAAAGUUGUAAAAUCACCCUAAAUGCCUAGAAAAUAAAAAAGUAUAUUUCAUUUGCUUAAUGAAAAGUUCAUAUUAAAAUAUGCUAAAAAUGAAGUAAAAGGGAUAUGAGAUAACCCAGGGAAGCAGUGAAAUAUCAAUUAUCAUUAUAAGUGUAUUAGUUAGGAUUAUUAUUGUAUGCAUUUUUGUCUUUGGAUUAUAGUAUAUUUAUAAUAUCUAUUUAACAAUUCCAAUAUAUCCUCUUGUU
This is a messenger RNA of Nycticebus coucang (slow loris), 1456 nucleotides long. It is a transcript of the gene ASB5, whose product is annotated as ankyrin repeat and SOCS box containing 5. The record is from RefSeq and is a predicted model, not a curated record. The coding region runs from base 225 to 1214 and encodes 329 amino acids. Gene Ontology annotation, biological process: positive regulation of protein catabolic process; intracellular signal transduction; protein ubiquitination. The transcript has 8 exons. NCBI's taxonomy places the organism in Eukaryota, Metazoa, Chordata, Mammalia, Primates, Lorisidae. Gene Ontology annotation, molecular function: protein binding.